AUGCAUCCACAACUAGAGGCUCAGAGGUUUCAUUCAUGCCUAGACUAUAUUGAAGCUCUUGACAAAUGUCAUCAGAAGGAGUACUACAAGCGUAUGCUUGGACUAUGUAAUAAUGAGAAGGAUGCCCUAACACAGUGUUUGAAGCAGGCCAGUGCCGAGACCAAAAAGAAGGCUAUCCAGGAGAACAAGUUGAAAAGAGACAAGCUCGAAUCCAAAUGGAGGAAGAUCGAGGAAGAAGAAUACGGUGAGGACGCUAUCCUGAAGAUGAUCCUGGACAGAGAGUUAAAGAAAAGAGAAGGUAAAUAA
This is a messenger RNA of Nakaseomyces glabratus, 306 nucleotides long. It is a transcript of the gene CMC2, whose product is annotated as Cmc2p. Gene Ontology annotation, cellular component: mitochondrion. The record is from RefSeq and is a predicted model, not a curated record. Lineage: Eukaryota; Fungi; Ascomycota; Saccharomycetes; Saccharomycetales; Saccharomycetaceae.